AUGGCCCUCCAGCAGCACGAUAGCGUUUCGUCAGCCUCGCACAAUCCCCGCUCGAGCCAUAUCGGCCAAAUCGCGUCCUCCUCGUUUCGUCGCGAGGCCGCUCGCACCUUCGAGACCAUCGACCUCAACAAAGACGGAAAAAUCUCCGCCCACGAGCUCGCAACUCUUCUAUCCCGGCUGGAAAAUGCUCCCGCUCCUGCUGCGUCGAAGCCUGGACUGUUCGGUAGUUUUUCGCUCGAGGAGGCGGCAGGCGGUGAUUUGAUUGGCUUCGCGGAGGAGGUAAUUAGAGAGGCUGACGUGGACGGCGAUGGAAUGAUCGAUUUCGAGGAGUUUCUGCUCUCGGCGCGCGCAGGGCCGUCCCUGUUGGGCGAGUACUUCGUCUCAGUUCCAUCCUCAGAUUAUGGUGAAGAGGAGGAAUCAGAAUCGGAGGGUGGAAGUGACUCAGAAGAGGACGUGAGGGAAGGGGAUUUGUUCCGCGCGUUUGAAGUUUUUGAUCGUGACAGCAAUGGGGUUAUUACUGCGGAGGAGCUACAGUUCGUCAUAGGUGUUCUUAACGGGGAUGAUUUGACGAUGGAAGACUGCAAACGGAUGAUAAAGAGGGUGGACACUAAUGGGGAUGGAUGUGUGGAUUACAAUGAGUUCAAGACCAUGAUGGCUGGAAUCUUCGACUGA
This is a messenger RNA of Closterium sp. Yama58-4, 672 nucleotides long. NCBI's taxonomy places the organism in Eukaryota, Viridiplantae, Streptophyta, Zygnematophyceae, Desmidiales, Closteriaceae. The record is from the annotation of a GenBank genome assembly.